Molecule: messenger RNA, 158 nt
Organism: Dentiscutata erythropus
Lineage: Eukaryota; Fungi; Glomeromycota; Glomeromycetes; Diversisporales; Gigasporaceae
Source: the annotation of a GenBank genome assembly
GGGCCUGUCGAUCUCAUGCAAGGUAUUUGAUUGGUGAUCUGAUGCAUGUGCUCUACGAGCCCCUACCCAAGAUACCCCCUAAUUCUAUAGGGUGGAUCGAGCGCUUAGUGUAUUCGAUCUCUGAGCCCCAUCCCUGGUACCCGAGUGGGACCUCAUAG